UGAGGUUUUAAGCUGGGUGUCGGAAUAAGCAUUUUGUGACAUCUGCUGAUGUAAAAAGGGCUUUAUAAAUAAAUUGUACUGAUUGAUUGAUGAUUGAUUGUAUGAAAUGGAGUAGCAUAUAUCCAUCAUGAAAAAUUAACAUUGAGCACUGUCUCCAUGGAGUAUAGCACUGCAGCCUUAGGCAAUGUAUAUUUACGUGGUGCAUAACAUUAUCUCAUAUCACAUGCAUGGCAAGACAUGAUUGAUGUAAUUAGAUGCUCUGGAGAGAUCCCACCCUCCUUCCCCAACACAUGUAGAAUGCUUAGAAACCACCAGAAACCUGUGAAAUAGAUCAACAGAUGAUGUUUUAUCUCCUCUCAAGGUCUGUUGGUUUACAGUAUCUCAGAAUCAGGAACUGUCAUAUCCCAUGUGAUAUGUCAAAACAAGUUGAUGCAUGUAUUAUCAUGGUGCAUUGGGUUUGUAUUUGUAUUUAUUGUGGAUCCCCUUUAGCUGCAGCAGCUACUCUUCAUGGGGUCCAGUAAAAUGAAGGCAGUUAUACAAUUGUAAAAACAUUCACAACAGAUGUCACAAAAUCCAUGUUCCUGUUUGAUUUCGGGGUAGGCUGUCAACAGCACGUACUGUGACACUAUGAUAUGUAUUCUGAUCAAGGCAACAAUACUUCUAGGCAUAUCUGACAUCAUGUAUUUGAUAUCUUUAUGUGAAGGUUAAUGUCCAUAUUGACAUCAGUUCAUUGUGUUUGAGGGCGGUUCACUGACGGGGUUUCGACGGAUACGAUUAGAUUAGACUAGUUUAACAGUUACAGAACAGCUACAGUAGCCUAUCAGAACAGCUGCAGUAUCAGAGGCGCAGAGCCUUAAUUAACGGGCUACACAUAAUGGCUGACGACAGCCAGGUAAGGUUAAUUGUAGCCUACGUUUAACGAGCUUUACAGUUGUCCUAAUUCCAUCUCGUUCUAAUGGCAAUUCUGCCUUAAGUGCAGAAACGAUGGUUGAUAUUAGAAAAUAAGUAUGAUUGGAAGUUUAGGCAAGUAAUUCCAAUUGGGGAAUUGUUGUGGGAUGUUAGCAUAACAUAUUGCGCGUGUAGCAUUCGUGCCAUGGAGGAUUGUGCAGGCCGGCAGGUUGCUACAGGAUCCUAGUAUCAUGUAUGUUAUAGGGAUCAGAUCUGGCUGACUUUUUCACCUGAACUGCUCAUUGGCUGUCCAUAAUGAGCCCAGCGGGCAGGAUGUGUAGCUGGGCUCUGCAAUAAUUAGCUCCCAGAGCAAUUACAAAUACCUUUUGUUGUUUUAAAAGCGUCAUUACAACUAGCAACAUGACAGGCAGUCACCUCUAAGCACUACUCAGUAGAAACGCUAUGUGUUGGAUUUGUCCAUGUCUCGCUAAAUUAACCUAGCUACCAGAACAGAUGUGGAGAAUUUAUACUACAGUUUUAAGGGAUCUCUCUGAAGGUUUUAGAUGAUACAAUGGUGCUUCGUCCUCUGGAUGAAGAACCAUACAUCUUGGCUUGGCUUCAUUGCAUUAUUAUUUGGGGAACGUUGACAUGCCAUUUGUGUUGACGGAUGGAUGAAAAUAAUGUAAUUAUACUAUCGUUAUACAUAGGUUAGCAGAAAAAUCCGCAUGAGAUACCCAUAGAACUGAGCCCUGCUCCAUUUCAGCACCGUGCCGUGGUCUCAGGUGCUGCCCAGACUCGAAACAUUUCAGCACCAUGGCACGGUCCCCUGACGCCAAGAAACGUGUCAGCACUAUGCAGCGGACAGCUCCAUAGUGCUGAAAUAGUUCAAGCCCCCUAGAACGUCAUUGAUUUUAAAUUAUUCUAGGUGCAAGUGGUUAUAAUUUAUUGCAUGUCCUAGUUUUGCAGCUUUGCAACCUCAGAAUUAUAGCUAAUGGAUGGCAGCGAGUUACGUUUUUGUGCAUGGCGAUGAAUGAGGAUGCUUGAUAAACCAUAAAUUAAACGCAAAAACGUGCACUUACAAAUAUUUUCGUUUGGCAGAACAUUGACAAGCUAUAAUCUGUUUUCAAAUGACAUUGACAGUUCAUAUAGACAUUAGACUUAGGCCUAAUUGUGACAUCAUGUGUGUAUGACAUCUUUGAAGAAUGCCCUGGCUUCAGCCAAUCGGAAUCGAGUAUUCAACAAUGCUUUGGCAUAAUUCAAGGACGUUCAUAUUCACUUCAGUUGUCUGCCGAUGGUUCACUGACGUUUUAUCAAAGGAGAUAUUAGUAUUUCCUCUAAACAGCCUACAACAAUAAGCUACACAUCAUGUCAGAUGACAGCAAGGUAUGGUUCAUUUAGCCUAUUUUGAGUUUAGAGGAGAAAUUACUAACAAUAUAGUAGGUCACUACCAAAGCAAUAGGUCUCACUGGAUUGAUCCAUGGACUGAAAUCUGACCACUAUUGCCGUUUUGUUUAAAAUAGGAGCGAAUAAGUUGUUUCACAAAGUCCCAACCUAGGACUGAUAUUGACCUCUCAUUUAUCCACCAGAGCGUGAAAUGGGAGGAUCCCCGGAUGACCAAAAUAAGGUUGUGGGGAAUAUGAAGGAUGAAACAGAGACACAUGAGACCAACAAGAACAGGACAGGAGGCAAGGCUAAACGUAAGUCCAGUGGCCGUGCCAAGAAGACUUCCGUGGAGGAGGACAGCAGCAUUGGUGCAGAGUCUUCUCAGACACCCGGGUGUGGUUUCCGGGAAAGGGGAUCUAUCAUUGAGCAGCUGGAGAAGGAGGCUCAGAGGACUCUAAUGCCUUCUCUCAAGAUUGAGACAUGCUGUGCCCCAAUCCUCCUCUCCUUCCUGAGGAGUCUAACUGAUGACCAAUGGAGAGUGAUUCAGCAUGGCAUGAAAAAUAACCUCACAUUCGAGCAGCUCUCCAUGCUGUGUCUGAAGAUUGUUAAAGUCGUGACCCAGACAGCCCUCCGCAUUCUCCUACCAGCGCUAGCUCGUAUCAUGGGGGUGAACCUGAGGAGUGGGCCAACCUCCCCAGAAUCCCAGUGCUCUCUGAUAGGGUCUGAGGAUUCCUUAGGCAGUCUGGAUGAGAGAGAGAAAAGGCUGCUGAUCAGUGAGAUGAACAACUGGACUAAGGAGAGUGCAGGGUGCCGCCAAAAUUCCACUCGCAGAACCUCAUCACCAUGCUGUUCGCCUAAGAGGUCCCAGACCUCAUUGCAGAGCUUGCCUGCAACUAGAGAGGCUCCCCUCAUGGAGGAGCCUCUGAAGGCUCUUUUUGGGGUAACGGAAGAGAGCCUCCUGAUAUCCCUGGUUGAGGGUCACUCCAACCCCACCUCCUCCAGCUCCUCCGAGUUGAGCUGUGCUAUCGUGGGGGAGGUGGUACACCAGCUUAACUCUGGCCUCUCAGUGGCCAUUCAGGCCAGCUCGGGGAGUUGCCCCCCUAUGGACAGUCAGGACAUAGCAGCAGGCAAGGAGGUCAUUCGGGUAGCCUCGGUGCAGAUCCUGGCCGAGCUACAGAGCCAAACGUCUGAGCCAGAGUGGGUAGGGUUUAUCGAGCCCCUCAUGGACCCUGUGACCGAUGAUGUGCUGGAUGCCAUUGUCGGCACAAUGGACAAAAUGGCACAGGACUUCAACAUCCUAUUGGAUCUGGCCAAGAAGAUGACAAUCUUGGGGUCAAAAUGUCUGACCAAUCUUCAAUGUGACCUUGAUGUUGAGUGUCCAUCUGGGAAAGAAGGGACCACUCACUUUCUCAAAGAGACUGGAUCCUCUACCAGUGUGGUGGCCAGAAAGAUUCAGACCCUCUCUAGCCCCAACUUUCAGUCUAAAGCCCUGAAGGCGGUGAGCACCAUCCUUACAAGGAAAGUCAGCAGCUCUUCUGGCAUGGCUCCUUCCUCUAGGCCUUCUAGUGCUACUCCUAGCAUUACUGAAGCUUCCCUGAAUACCAGCUGCACAGCCCUGACACCUGUAACCUCCACUGCCACAGUGAUUGUUAAGGCAUUUGUGGGAGGCAUGGAGACGAUAGCAUCAUUUGAAGGCACAUGUGAAGCAGUUGAUUGGCCAGUUCCUGUAAAUGACCACAAAACAGGAUCUUCACAGAUGAUAACCUUCUCUCUAGCCCGCACACUCUACGGCCGUAUACGAGCAAAGCUGAGGGACCUUUUAACUCUAUCCGCUCGAGAAGAAGGUGUGGCUAAGGAUGCUUCUCUUCAGGAGUCUUCAGACACCCUGGAAAAGGCAACUGUUUCAACUGUUGAGGUCCAGUUACCCAGCUCCGAACUUAGUAGAGUUCCCAGUGAGAGCCAACCAAUACCAGCUCUCUGUCUCUCCAAUCUGGAUACCAGUACUCAAGAAGUUCUUAGCAGUGUUUUUUCCAUCUACAAGUCAGAGUUAUCAAAAGUGGAGAGUAAAUCCUUGGCCGUUGUCAGUUCAUCUGAUGAGUCCCUAGAGGCUUGUUGGUUUGUUGAUGGUGUCCUAUCAAAGCUCGAUGACUAUACUAUUUCCCAGUCACCCUCACCCAAUGAAGACUUGAGCGUGAGUACUCAAUAUUCUCAAUUGAGCUCAGAAGAGAGUGUCAGAAUCACAGAGUCCUCUACUAGUCUGAUUCAGAGCAUUAAGAAGCUCUCUAGCAAUGACUUCCAGACUCAGGCAGAAGAGGCAGUGAGUAAAGUGCUGAUGAGAUCCAGUCAUUCCUUUAUCACACAGAUCAGCCAUACUGGUCUUCAGAAAAGUCUGCAGGCUGGCUUAUCAUCUAGCUCACCAUCAGAGAUCCAUGUCCUUUCAGAAUCCAUGUCCUCCAUGUCCUCUGAGAAUACAGCCUCUGGAUUAGUGGAAACCUUUGUCAAAGGAAUGGCGACUAUUUUCCAGAGAAAUGGGUCCACUGACACUGUGCUACUGGAAAGAAGUGGGAGAGUUUCACAGUGCUCCCACGGGGGCUCCCAACUGGAUGAUACUGAAUUGAGUGUUAAAAUAUCAGAGGAGAAGCUUUGGUCAACAGCUAAGACCAUCUGCGUCAGUAUGAAGAACACACUUAAGGAUUUCUUCACAGGGCUGAAGCCACCCGGAUCCGAAAGGACAGAAAAUGCUUCUUCCAAUGAGACCCUUGGGGAAAUCCUGGUUGCUAUCCAGAGUGAAAUCUCAAACUUAGGGCGAAUGAAGGAUUCCAGGGAGCUCCUUCAGAUCAAUGAUAUGGUAGGAACUAUACUGAAGGAGGUUGAGAAAAGUGAGGAUGACAGUGAACAAGUCUGCCAAGACAUCCCUAGAACCUGUUCAUCUUUGUCCACUUCUUUAAAUGGUCGUAGUUCCUUGUCCAGCUCUUCAAAGAGUCCUAGGUCAGAGUGUGAGUUAGAGAUCAACCUCCCUGGCACUCCCAUCCCUGACGAAGUGCCUUUUGAUCUGACCUGCCCCAUCGUCAGGAGCUCCUGCAUCGACACCAGGGUCUCUAAAAUGCCAGAGAUUUCUUCAAGUGACCUAAAGACAAAGAUGAUGGCACACACAGAUGAACCCCUGCAUCGUAACAGUCCAAUGACUGACAGCAGUCGACCACCGAGUGCAAAAGCCUCUUUUCGAUCCUCCACUCCGUCUUUCACCAGCAAGGGAACCUCUUUGGUACCAAAGGGAGAUGGGAUUGACAUUGAAGAGAAGGAGGAGUGUAUCCCCAGCAGCUCUGGCCAUCUGAGGGAGCUCUUAAUCACCCCGGACAUCAGCAGUGCCACUGCAUUACCACUGCAGUACUUGAUGGACUCCAGCAAAGAUGAUGGCAUCUGUUUUGUCCCCAUACUGGUGAUAAGGUUGCUAUCGGAGAUCAGACCCUCAGCCCUAGAUGGACCCUCCCAACAGGCAGCAGAUCUGACAGAAACAUCUCAGCAACUCAUCAGACAAGUCCUGUCUGAGUUCUGUGCUGCAUCCAGAUUCUCCAGGACAAAGGCAUAUUCGCAGAACCUGAACAUCCAAAGGGUGUUCAGAGGUGUACAUAAAAACCUCAUGGAGGAGUUUGGCUCUUAUAACACCCUGCAAGCAGCUCUUUCCUCCCAGGACCCUGCAUUUGACAGAGUCCUGGUAAAGUCCUUGACCCAGCAGCUGGUACAGGGAUGCAAGGAGGCGUCAAGACCAGCUUCUGCUGCAACAAACCCAUCAGACCAGGCUGAGACAGAGAGGGGGGCUGAGCAGAAAGCAAGAAGGAGCUUCCUUUGCUUUUCAAUGACCAAACUCAGGAUCAACUUCAAGCGUUCCAAGAGAGGAAACAAAAAGGACUGCCAUUCAGUCCAGGAACAGACUGAGAUUCCCUCUACUGACGGACAUUGCAUAGAGCGUGAAAUGGGAGGAUCCCCGGAUGACCAAAAUAAGGUUGUGGGGAAUAUGAAGGAUGAAACAGAGACACAUGAGACCAACAAGAACAGGACAGGAGGCAAGGCUAAACGUAAGUCCAGUGGCCGUGCCAAGAAGACUUCCGUGGAGGAGGACAGCAGCAUUGGUGCAGAGUCUUCUCAGACACCCGGGUGUGGUUUCCGGGAAAGGGGAUCUAUCAUUGAGCAGCUGGAGAAGGAGGCUCAGAGGACUCUAAUGCCUUCUCUCAAGAUUGAGACAUGCUGUGCCCCAAUCCUCCUCUCCUUCCUGAGGAGUCUAACUGAUGACCAAUGGAGAGUGAUUCAGCAUGGCAUGAAAAAUAACCUCACAUUUGAGCAGCUCUCCAUGCUGUGUCUGAAGAUUGUUAAAGUCGUGACCCAGACAGCCCUCCGCAUUCUCCUACCAGCGCUAGCUCGUAUCAUGGGGGUGAACCUGAGGAGUGGGCCAACCUCCCCAGAAUCCCAGUGCUCUCUGAUAGGGUCUGAGGAUUCCUUAGGCAGUCUGGAUGAGAGAGAGAAAAGGCUGCUGAUCAGUGAGAUGAACAACUGGACUAAGGAGAGUGCAGGGUGCCGUCAAAAUUCCACUCGCAGAACCUCAUCACCAUGCUGUUCGCCUAAGAGGUCCCAGACCUCAUUGCAGAGCUUGCCUGCAACUAGAGAGGCUCCCCUCAUGGAGGAGCCUCUGAAGGCUCUUUUUGGGGUAACGGAAGAGAGCCUCCUGAUAUCCCUGGUUGAGGGUCACUCCAACCCCACCUCCUCCAGCUCCUCCGAGUUGAGCUGUGCUAUCGUGGGGGAGGUGGUACACCAGCUUAACUCUGGCCUCUCAGUGGCCAUUCAGGCCAGCUCGGGGAGUUGCCCCCCUAUGGACAGUCAGGACAUAGCAGCAGGCAAGGAGGUCAUUCGGGUAGCCUCGGUGCAGAUCCUGGCCGAGCUACAGAGCCAAACGUCUGAGCCAGAGUGGGUAGGGUUUAUCGAGCCCCUCAUGGACCCUGUGACCGAUGAUGUGCUGGAUGCCAUUGUCGGCACAAUGGACAAAAUGGCACAGGACUUCAACAUCCUAUUGGAUCUGGCCAAGAAGAUGACAAUCUUGGGGUCAAAAUGUCUGACCAAUCUUCAAUGUGACCUUGAUGUUGAGUGUCCAUCUGGGAAAGAAGGGACCACUCACUUUCUCAAAGAGACUGGAUCCUCUACCAGUGUGGUGGCCAGAAAGAUUCAGACCCUCUCUAGCCCCAACUUUCAGUCUAAAGCCCUGAAGGCGGUGAGCACCAUCCUUACAAGGAAAGUCAGCAGCUCUUCUGGCAUGGCUCCUUCCUCUAGGCCUUCUAGUGCUACUCCUAGCAUUACUGAAGCUUCCCUGAAUACCAGCUGCACAGCCCUGACACCUGUAACCUCCACUGCCACAGUGAUUGUUAAGGCAUUUGUGGGAGGCAUGGAGACGAUAGCAUCAUUUGAAGGCACAUGUGAAGCAGUUGAUUGGCCAGUUCCUGUAAAUGACCACAAAACAGGAUCUUCACAGAUGAUAACCUUCUCUCUAGCCCGCACACUCUACGGCCGUAUACGAGCAAAGCUGAGGGACCUUUUAACUCUAUCCGCUCGAGAAGAAGGUGUGGCUAAGGAUGCUUCUCUUCAGGAGUCUUCAGACACCCUGGAAAAGGCAACUGUUUCAACUGUUGAGGUCCAGUUACCCAGCUCCGAACUUAGUAGAGUUCCCAGUGAGAGCCAACCAAUACCAGCUCUCUGUCUCUCCAAUCUGGAUACCAGUACUCAAGAAGUUCUUAGCAGUGUUUUUUCCAUCUACAAGUCAGAGUUAUCAAAAGUGGAGAGUAAAUCCUUGGCCGUUGUCAGUUCAUCUGAUGAGUCCCUAGAGGCUUGUUGGUUUGUUGAUGGUGUCCUAUCAAAGCUCGAUGACUAUACUAUUUCCCAGUCACCCUCACCCAAUGAAGACUUGAGCGUGAGUACUCAAUAUUCUCAAUUGAGCUCAGAAGAGAGUGUCAGAAUCACAGAGUCCUCUACUAGUCUGAUUCAGAGCAUUAAGAAGCUCUCUAGCAAUGACUUCCAGACUCAGGCAGAAGAGGCAGUGAGUAAAGUGCUGAUGAGAUCCAGUCAUUCCUUUAUCACACAGAUCAGCCAUACUGGUCUUCAGAAAAGUCUGCAGGCUGGCUUAUCAUCUAGCUCACCAUCAGAGAUCCAUGUCCUUUCAGAAUCCAUGUCCUCCAUGUCCUCUGAGAAUACAGCCUCUGGAUUAGUGGAAACCUUUGUCAAAGGAAUGGCGACUAUUUUCCAGAGAAAUGGGUCCACUGACACUGUGCUACUGGAAAGAAGUGGGAGAGUUUCACAGUGCUCCCACGGGGGCUCCCAACUGGAUGAUACUGAAUUGAGUGUUAAAAUAUCAGAGGAGAAGCUUUGGUCAACAGCUAAGACCAUCUGCGUCAGUAUGAAGAACACACUUAAGGAUUUCUUCACAGGGCUGAAGCCACCCGGAUCCGAAAGGACAGAAAAUGCUUCUUCCAAUGAGACCCUUGGGGAAAUCCUGGUUGCUAUCCAGAGUGAAAUCUCAAACUUAGGGCGAAUGAAGGAUUCCAGGAGCUCCUUCAGAUCAAUGAUAUGGUAG
Messenger RNA from Oncorhynchus keta (chum salmon), 8884 nucleotides. RefSeq lists its product as uncharacterized. The transcript is spliced from 13 exons. The record is from RefSeq and is a predicted model, not a curated record. Lineage: Eukaryota; Metazoa; Chordata; Actinopteri; Salmoniformes; Salmonidae. The coding region runs from base 2483 to 8884 and encodes 2133 amino acids.